Messenger RNA from Arvicola amphibius (Eurasian water vole), 3339 nucleotides. RefSeq names its product ret proto-oncogene (gene Ret). The record is from RefSeq and is a predicted model, not a curated record. Gene Ontology annotation, molecular function: ATP binding; transmembrane receptor protein tyrosine kinase activity; calcium ion binding. Gene Ontology annotation, cellular component: membrane; axon; signaling receptor complex. Gene Ontology annotation, biological process: cell surface receptor protein tyrosine kinase signaling pathway; protein phosphorylation; homophilic cell-cell adhesion. The transcript is spliced from 19 exons. The coding region runs from base 1 to 3339 and encodes 1112 amino acids. NCBI's taxonomy places the organism in Eukaryota, Metazoa, Chordata, Mammalia, Rodentia, Cricetidae.
AUGCUUUUUGACCACGAAGAAGCCGUUUCUCCCACCGCUGCUCACACACUCUUCCUGUCUGCUGCAGCCCCACUGGGCCUCUACUUCUCAAGGGAUGCCUACUGGGAGAGGCUGUAUGUAGACCAGCCAGCUGGCACACCUCUGCUCUACGUCCAUGCCCUACGGGAUAGCCCUGAAGAAGUGCCCAGCUUCCGCCUUGGCCAGCAUCUAUAUAGCGCCUACCGCACACGGCUGCACGAGAAUGACUGGAUCCGCAUCCAUGAGGACACUGGCCUUCUCUACCUCAACCAGAGCCUGGACCACAGUUCCUGGGAGCAGCUCAGCAUUCGCAAUGGUGGCUUCCCCUUGCUCACAAUCUUCCUCCAGGUUUUUCUGGGGUCCGCAACCCAGCGAGAGGGUGAAUGCCAUUGGCCAGGCUGUGCCCGUGUGUACUUCUCCUUCAUGAAUGACUCCUUCCCAGCGUGUAGCUCCCUCAAACCCCAGGACCUCUGCGUCCCGGAGACAGGCCUGUCAUUCCGCGUCAGGGAGAACAGGCCUCCUGGCACCUUCUACCGGUUUCAGCUCUUGCCUGUGCAGUCCCUUUGCCCGAACAUCAGUGUGACCUACAGGCUCUUGGAAGGGGAGAGCCUGCCCUUCCAUUGCGACCCUGACAGCCUGGAAGUGAGCACACUCUGGGCCCUGGACCGGGAGCUUCAGGAAAAGUACUUGCUGGAGGCCGAAUGCAUCGUGGGCGCUGGUGACCGUGAAGAGAAGGUGACCGUGUCCUUGCCAGUGACGGUGUAUGAUGAGGACGACUCGGCGCCCACCUUUGCCGGAGGCGUGGACACUGCCAAUGCCGUGGUGGAGUUUAAACGGAAGGAGGGCACUGUCCUGGCCACUCUGCAUGUGUUUGAUGCAGAUGUGGUGCCAGCGUCUGGGGAGCUGGUGAGACGGUAUACAAGCACCCUGCUCUCGGGGGACUCCUGGGCCCAGCAGAACUUCCGGGUGGAGCACUCACCCAACGAGACCUUGGCCCAGGCCAACAACAACUCUGUGCGGGCAACCAUGCAUGAUUACAAGCUGGUUCUCAACCGGAGCCUCCCCAUCUCAGAGAGCCGAGUCUUACAGCUGGUGGUCCUGGUCAAUGACUCUGACUUCCAGGGGCCUGGGACAGGUGUCCUCUUCCUCCAUUUCAACGUGUCUGUGCUGCCUGUCACCCUGAAUCUGCCCAGCACCUACUCCUUCCCAGUGAAUAGGAGGGCACAUCGUUAUGCCCAGAUUGGGAAAGUCUGUGUGGAAAAUGGCCAGGAGUUUAGCGGCAUCUCCGUCCAGUACAAGCUGCAACCCUCCAGCACCAACUGCAGCGCGCUGGGUGUGGUCACUUCAGCUGAGGAUACCUCCGGGACCCUAUUUGUAAAUGACACAGAGGCCCUGCAGCGACCCGAAUGUACCGAGCUCCAGUACACGGUGGUAGCCACUGACCGGCAGACCCGCCAGCAGGCCCAGGCGUCGCUGCUCGUCACAGUGGAGGGGACAUUCGUUGCUGAAGAAGUGGACUGUCCCAAGUCAUGCGCAGUCAACAAGAGACGACCCGAGUGUGAGGAGUGUGGUGGCCUAGGCUCUCCAACAGGCAGAUGCGAAUGGCGUCAGGGAGAUGGCAAAGGAAUCACCAGGAACUUCUCUACCUGCACCCCCAACACCAGGACCUGUCCCGAUGGCCACUGUGACGCCGUGGAGAGCCGGGAUAGCAACAUUUGUCCCCAGGACUGUCUCCGUGGCAGCAUCGUUGGGGGGCAUGAGCCAGGGGAGCGUCGGGGGAUUAAAGCUGGCUAUGGCACCUGCUACUGCUUCCCUGAUGAGAAGAAGUGCUUCUGUGAGCCAGAGGACAGCCAGGGCCCGCUCUGCGAUGAGCUGUGCCGCACAGUGAUCACAGCUGCUGUACUCUUCUCCUUCAUCAUUUCCGUCCUGCUGUCCACGUUCUGCAUCCACCGCUACCACAAGCAUGCGCACAAGCCGCCCAUUGCUUCUGCGGAAAUGACCUUCUGCCGGCCAGCCCAGGGCUUCCCGAUCAGCUAUUCCUCCUCGGGCACCCGACGGCCUUCACUGGAUUCCAUGGAGAACCAGGUCUCCGUGGACUCUUUCAAGAUCCCGGAGGAUCCGAAGUGGGAAUUCCCCCGGAAGAGCUUGGUUCUUGGGAAGACCCUGGGAGAAGGAGAGUUCGGGAAAGUGGUCAAGGCGACAGCCUUCCGUCUCAAAGGCCGGGCAGGAUACACCACAGUGGCCGUGAAAAUGCUGAAAGAAAAUGCCUCCCAGAGUGAGUUACGAGACCUGUUGUCGGAGUUCAACCUCUUGAAGCAAGUCAACCAUCCCCAUGUCAUCAAGCUGUACGGGGCCUGCAGCCAGGACGGGCCACUUCUUCUCAUUGUGGAGUAUGCCAAGUAUGGCUCCCUGCGGGGAUUCCUCCGUGACAGCCGCAAGAUUGGGCCUGGCUAUGUGGGCAGUGGAGGCAGCCGCAAUUCCAGCUCUCUGGACCACCCGGACGAGCGGGUAUUGACCAUGGGUGACCUCAUCUCCUUUGCCUGGCAGAUCUCAAGGGGUAUGCAGUACUUGGCUGAGAUGAAGCUUGUACAUCGGGAUCUAGCUGCCAGGAACAUCCUGGUGGCUGAAGGACGGAAGAUGAAAAUUUCUGACUUUGGCCUAUCCCGAGAUGUUUACGAAGAAGACUCCUAUGUGAAGAAAAGCAAGGGCCGGAUUCCCGUCAAAUGGAUGGCAAUCGAGUCUCUCUUUGAUCACGUCUAUACCACUCAAAGCGAUGUGUGGUCCUUUGGGGUGCUACUAUGGGAGAUUGUGACCCUGGGGGGCAACCCCUACCCUGGAAUUCCUCCUGAACGACUCUUCAACCUUCUGAAGACAGGCCACAGGAUGGAGAGGCCGGACAACUGCAGCGAGGAAAUGUACCGCCUGAUGCUGCAGUGCUGGAAACAGGAGCCGGACAAGAGGCCAGUAUUUGCUGACAUCAGUAAGGACCUGGAGAAGAUGAUGGUGAAGAGCAGAGACUACUUGGACCUGGCAGCAUCCACUCCGUCUGACUCACUGCUUUACGAUGAUGGCCUCUCAGAAGAGGAGACGCCCCUGGUGGACUGUAACAGUGCUCCCCUCCCGCGCUCCCUCCCUUCUACAUGGAUUGAAAACAAACUCUAUGGCAUGUCAGACCCGAACUGGCCUGGAGAGAGUCCUGUACCACUCACGAGAGCCGAUGGCACUAGCACUGGGUUCCCAAGAUAUGCAAAUGAUAGUGUAUAUGCUAACUGGAUGGUUUCACCCUCAGCGGCAAAAUUAAUGGACACAUUUGAUAGCUAA